Molecule: messenger RNA, 2101 nt
Organism: Octodon degus (degu)
Lineage: Eukaryota; Metazoa; Chordata; Mammalia; Rodentia; Octodontidae
Gene: Emid1
Product: EMI domain containing 1
Exons: 16
Coding region: 27-1364 (445 amino acids)
Molecular function (GO): protein binding
Source: RefSeq, a predicted model, not a curated record
GGCGGCUGGGGGCGGCCGUGCACAGCAUGGGCGGCCCGCGGGCCUGGGCGCUGCUCUGCCUCGGACUGCUGCUCCCAGGAGGCGGCGCCGCGUGGUCAGUCGGAGGCACCCCGUUUUCUGGACGCAGGAACUGGUGCUCAUAUGUGGUAACCCGUACCGUCUCAUGCCAUGUGCAAAAUGGAACAUACCUUCAGCGCGUACUGCAGAACUGCCCCUGGCCCAUGAGCUGCCCAGGCAGCAGCUACAGAACCGUGGUGCGACCCACAUACAAGGUGAUGUACAAGACAGUGACCACCCGUGAGUGGAGAUGCUGCCCUGGGCACUCGGGAGUGAGCUGCGAGGAAGUUGCAGCCUCCUCUGGCCUCGUGGAGCCCGUGUGGUCGGCCAACACCAUGCGGCGGAUGGCACUCCGGCCCACAGCUUUCUCAGGUUGUCUCAACUGCAGCAAAGUGACAGAGCUGGCUGAGCGGCUAAAAGCACUAGAGGCCAAGGUGGCUGUACUGACUGUUACCGAGCAGGCAAUGCCCCCAACCCUACCUACCCCUGAAGACCCUGCCCCACUCUGGGGCUUCCCGGCUGCCCAUGGCAGCCCUGGAGAUAGAGGCCUCCAGGGGCUACCAGGAGUCAGAGAGACUGCAAGGGCCCCACUGCUCCCUCGAGAUGACCGAGUGGGUAUGCGGGGGCUGCCUGGCCCCACCGGCCCCAAGGGAGAUGCAGGCAGCCAGGGCCCAGCAGGAAUGAGAGGCCCGCCUGGUCCACAGGGUCCACCAGGAAGCCCUGGCCAGACUGGAGCCACAGGCAUUCCAGGAGAGAGGGGACCUCCAGGUCCACCAGGGCCUCCGGGCCCUCCAGGACCCCCAGCCCCUAUUGGGCCACCUUAUGCCCAGAUCUCCCAACAUGGGGACUCGUUACUGUCUAACACCUUCACUGAGGCCAGCAGCCACUGGCCUCUGGGACCCACUGGGUCCCCAGGUCCCCCUGGCCCUCCAGGACCCAUGGGUCCCCCUGGACCUCCUGGCCCCACAGGGGUACCUGGGAGUCCGGGACACAUGGGACCCCCAGGCCCUACUGGACCCAAAGGAAUCCCAGGCCACCCAGGACAAAAGGGCGAAAGAGGAGCACGUGGGGAGCCUGGCCCCCAAGGCCUCACAGGGCAGCAGGGAGAACCUGGCCCCAAAGGAGACCCUGGUGAGAAGAGCCACUGGGGGGAGGGGUUGCACCAACUACGCGAGGCUUUGAAGAUUUUAGCUGAGAGGGUUUUAAUCUUGGAAACAAUGAUUGGGCUCUAUGGUGUGGACCUGAGAAACCAAGACCACUCAUCUUUCUGUGACCAAUCAUCUCCUGCACAGGUGAAGGGGCCCUAGAAACACAGGCCCACACUGGGGGUCAGACCUGGGCCUCUGGGCAUUGUAAAUAACAUGGGUUCCAGGCCUGCAUGGAACCAGAAAUGACAGAGUUCAACUUUGGAAGAAACUAUGCACAAUGGAAGCCAAACUUCCGAAGAGCAAGGGAUUGUAGAUAACAGAGCCAGACUUUAGCAGUGCAGGGGAUCAUGGGAUAAUAGAGUCAGAGCCCAAGGCCACAGGAGGAACGUGAAUAAUGGAUCUAGAUUUAUGGUCUUCAGCUCUAGAGAAAUCAAGGGUGACCGGAUCAGGUGACAGAGCCUGAUCAGGUAAACCCACAGGAGAAUCAGUCACAGAGACUCCAGAAGUGUAGGGGACUAUGUAUGACAGAACCAGGCUCAGACUACAUGGGACUCUGGGUAAUUAAUCACCUUCCAGGUCUGAUCCUCUCCCCCCAUAGUCCCUCCUGACCCCAGUAUCCCUCUUGCACCUUCUACUUUGGCCUUCCUAAUCUGCCCUGCAGUUCCCUUUAAAUCCGGAGAGCCAAACACUCACUCUAGCAUUUAUCUAGUGAUUAAUUUCCCAUCUACCUGGUUCCUUGAAGAACCAGGCAAGCCCUGUCCCCACCUUAGGAGGGAAGACAGAGGUCUCAUGGAAACUCAUCAGGCUCCUGCCCUAAAACCACCUGGCAUCUACUCCCCCAACCCCUUCGGCUCCCCAGUCCAGCCCUUGGAGGCCAGACUCGCACCGUCUGCUCU